Calidris pugnax (ruff) is the source of this 2329-nucleotide messenger RNA. It is a transcript of the gene ATP6V0D1, whose product is annotated as ATPase, H+ transporting, lysosomal 38kDa, V0 subunit d1. The transcript has 8 exons. Gene Ontology annotation, biological process: vacuolar acidification; vacuolar transport; proton transmembrane transport. The record is from RefSeq and is a predicted model, not a curated record. NCBI's taxonomy places the organism in Eukaryota, Metazoa, Chordata, Aves, Charadriiformes, Scolopacidae. The coding region runs from base 66 to 1121 and encodes 351 amino acids. Gene Ontology annotation, molecular function: proton-transporting ATPase activity, rotational mechanism. Gene Ontology annotation, cellular component: early endosome; plasma membrane proton-transporting V-type ATPase complex; vacuolar proton-transporting V-type ATPase complex.
GCGGGCGGUGGGAGGGGGGAGCGGGUCACGUGAGGUCUCCCCGUCCGUCGCUGCGGCCGGCCGCCAUGUCGUCUUUCCCGGAGCUGUACUUUAACGUGGAUAACGGUUACCUGGAAGGGCUGGUGCGGGGUUUUAAGGCCGGGGUGCUGCGGCAAGGCGACUACGUGAACCUGGUGCAGUGUGAGAGCCUGGAGGACUUGAAACUGCACCUCCAGAGCACAGACUAUGGAAACUUCUUGGCCAACGAAGCCUCCCCGCUCACCGUCUCCGUCAUAGACGACAAGUUAAAGGAGAAGAUGGUGGUGGAGUUCCGUCACAUGAGGAACCACGCGUAUGAGCCCCUAGCAAGCUUUCUGGACUUCAUCACGUACAGUUACAUGAUCGACAACGUCAUUCUGCUGAUCACUGGGACCCUGCACCAACGCUCCAUCUCUGAACUGGUGCCCAAGUGUCAUCCUCUGGGGAGCUUUGAGCAGAUGGAAGCUGUGAACAUUGCUCAGACGCCUGCUGAGCUCUACAAUGCAAUCCUGGUGGACACUCCCCUGGCUGCUUUCUUCCAAGACUGCAUAUAUGAACAGGACCUGGAUGAAAUGAACAUCGAAAUCAUUCGAAACACGCUGUAUAAGGCUUACCUGGAGUCCUUCUACAAGUUCUGCAAGGUGCUGGGAGGUACCACGGCAGAUGCCAUGUGCCCAAUCCUGGAGUUCGAAGCCGACCGGAGAGCCUUCAUCAUCACCAUCAACUCAUUUGGUACUGAGCUGUCCAAGGAGGACCGAGCAAAGCUGUUCCCUCACUGUGGCAAGCUCUACCCUGAGGGCCUGGCUCAGCUGGCCAGAGCAGAUGACUACGAACAAGUCAAAAAUGUUGCCGACUACUACCCCGAGUACAAGCUGCUAUUUGAAGGGGCUGGCAGCAACCCCGGAGACAAGACCCUUGAAGACAGGUUCUUUGAGCAUGAGGUGAAGCUGAACAAGCUGGCUUUCCUCAACCAGUUCCACUUUGGAGUCUUCUACGCCUUCGUGAAGCUGAAGGAGCAGGAGUGCCGCAACAUCGUGUGGAUCGCGGAGUGCAUCGCCCAGCGGCACAGGACCAAGAUCGACAACUACAUCCCCAUCUUCUAACCCCGCUCUCUUUCCCAUCCAACCUUCCCACCCCUGGAGUCUGGAGGGACCCCCUGUCUUCACUCCCCAGGCGCCGGGGAUGUCCCAUCUGUGGAACUGGCUCAGAUGAGGAAACUGUACAGUCGCUAGUUAAAUUAUUGACGAGCUGAAGUUUGCGUUGUGUGUGCUGUGAGGGGUCCGGAGGGAGCAGUGCCACAGGCUUGGCCCUGUGUAGCAGGAGGGGACACUCCUGUUGUGUAUCCCAUAGUCCCCGUGUUACUCUACUCAUCGUCUGUCUGUGCUUAUUGCUGGUAGAGCAAGCACCAGCUGGGGGGGUUGCUGUCUCCAAGGGGUUCCCGCUGCUACAGAGGAAGGUACCGGGUCCACCACGGCCGGGUUGUCCUCUCCCUCAGUGCUCUGCACGCCUCCUAGUCGAUGUUGUUCUUGUGAGAUUUAGUUGGAGUGUAAUUUUGUCGCGUAGCCCCUGCUGCUAUGCAAUCCCUGCCUCCCCCUGGAGCUAACUCUGACCUGGGAGAUACUGGGCAGCCCUGGCCAGGACUGGGACGGAGCCUGUGGGAAGGUCAGGGCAGAGCCAGACUGCUGGCUCCAGACAUGUGCUGGUGGACCAUGUUCCUCCCUGCUCCACCAGCAUUUGCACUAGUGUGGCCUCGGGAGCAGCUCUCACCAGUUUCCCUCCUGCCCUGCAGCCUGAAAGGGCUCCAUAAGCUGCAUGAGAUCCUUCCUCCCCUCAAGACCCAUGGCUUGGAGCUCCUCUUUGGCUCUGGGGAUGGUGCUGGACCCCCGCACAUCCAGGCUGGUGCAGCCCCCUCCCAGUGACCAGGCUGGCACUGCUGUGGAGCCACUGGGCAGGGCAGCCCUUGGCUCUGGCUCCUCUUGGUCACCCUGAGGGUGGCUGGUGGCAGAAAUGUCCCACGCCCUGUCCCGGCCCUGCCCCUCUGUGGUUAGGGAGUGGGAGCCAAGCCCUGGGCACAGCCUGGCAGCCCUGCUCCUUGCUCCUCUCCGUCCAGGCGAGAUCCCACUUGUCCUUGAGAUCUGGGAGAUGCCCCGUGGUGGCGUGGCACCGGAGAGACCUCGCUGGUGGAGAACACGUGCUGGGAGGGAUGGGUGGAGAGCGGCUCCAUCCCAGCUUGUGCUGUGGUCACCUCUGCAGUGUUUGUUUAACCUGUGAUCCCCCUCCUCUUUGCACCAAUAAAUAUCUUCCUCCUGCA